Messenger RNA from Oncorhynchus tshawytscha (Chinook salmon), 4697 nucleotides. It is a transcript of the gene rfx2, whose product is annotated as regulatory factor X, 2 (influences HLA class II expression). Gene Ontology annotation, cellular component: nucleus. Lineage: Eukaryota; Metazoa; Chordata; Actinopteri; Salmoniformes; Salmonidae. Gene Ontology annotation, molecular function: DNA-binding transcription factor activity, RNA polymerase II-specific; RNA polymerase II cis-regulatory region sequence-specific DNA binding. The record is from RefSeq and is a predicted model, not a curated record. The transcript has 18 exons. The coding region runs from base 36 to 2417 and encodes 793 amino acids. Gene Ontology annotation, biological process: regulation of transcription by RNA polymerase II.
UAUCCCCGCCCUCAUAUAUAUAUCGUUUAUAUCAAAUGACGUAUGCAGUACAGGGUAGCAACAGUUGCUUCGAGACCCCGUGCGCCAUAGUGACUGUAGCCGUGGAGACAGUUACUUACCAACCGGCGCAACACUCAGCAGCAACUGGAACACAACGAGCAAGUGAUUUGAGUGGAAAGAGAACACAGCCAGGGCAGAACUUAUACAAAGCAAAGGUUCCCAGCAUGCAGAGUUCAGAGGGAGGGUCCGAUUCGUCGUCCAGUGUGGCGCUGCGUACGUCCACCUCCGCCCAGGCCCCCGUGGUGCAGCCUGUCCCAGCCUCACAACAGAGGGUGCUGGUUCAGGCCACAGGCUCAGCCCAGAAGGGAGCGCAGGUGCAGCAGCUGUCAGUCCCCCGGCUGCAACAGGUCCCUCAGCAGGUCCAGCAGAUCCAUCAUGUCUACCCCUCCCAGGUUCAGUAUGUGGGAGAGGGGGGAGAAGCAGUUUACACUAAUGGAACCAUCCGGACAGCCUACUCCUAUAACCCUGAGGCCCAGCUGUAUGGCCAGGGCAGUGGAGGAGCCUAUUUUGACUCUCAGGGCGGGGGUUCCCAGGUCACGACGGUGGUCUCCUCCGCCAGUGGUGUGCCGCCCCACGGCAUGGUGGGCAUCACCAUGGAUGUGGGCGGCAGUCAGAUCAUCUCAGGUGGCAGCACCUACCUGAUCCACGGCGGGGGCAUGGAGGGAGGCCGCCACCACGCCUCACACUCCUCCCGCUCCUCCUCUGCUAUGCUUGAAAUGGCGAUUGAAAACCUCCAAAAGUCGGAAGGGAUUGCAACUCACAAAAGCAGCCUGCUCAACAGCCAUCUGCAGUGGCUGCUGGAUAACUAUGAGACAGCAGAGGGGGUGAGCCUGCCCCGGAGCUCCCUCUACAACCACUACCUGCGCCACUGUCAGGAGCAGAAACUGGACCCGGUCAACGCUGCCUCCUUUGGGAAACUCAUCCGCUCUGUCUUCAUGGGCCUCAGGACCCGCCGCCUCGGCACAAGAGGCAACUCCAAAUACCACUACUAUGGCAUUAGACUGAAGCCAGACUCUCCACUCAACAGACUGCAAGAGGACUCUCAGUACAUGGCCAUGAGACAGCAGCCUGUGCACCAGAAACAAAGGUUCAAGCCCCUCCAGAAGGUGGACGGCAUGGGGGACAGCCUGUCAGGAGGCUCCCAGCAUUCAGCCAGCACCCCAGAGCAGUCUGUGGCAGCCCAGAGCCAGCACCACCAGCAGUACAUUGAUGUGUCCCAUGUCCUGCCCCCGUUCCCCAUCCCUGACCUGGGCACCCAGCCCCUCCCUGAACGCAUCAACAUGAACGACGUGAAGAAGUUGCAGAACCUGUACAGAGACCACUGUGAGGCUACUCUGGACGUGGUGAUGAACCUCCAGUUCCACUACAUUGAGAAGCUGUGGCAGACCUUCUGGUUUUCAACAGCGCCAUCUAGUGACGGAACCACCACCAUCCCCAACAGUGAUGAGGAUAUGGAGGGGGUGAUCCCCAGGCAGAAGCUGAUUGCUCUGUGCAAGUAUGAGCCUGUCAAGCUGUGGAUGAGGAGCUGUGACCACAUCUUGUACCAGGCCUUGGUGGAGAUCCUCAUCCCUGACGUGCUGCGCCCUGUUCCCAGCACUCUCACUCAGGCCAUCCGCAACUUUGCCAAGAGUCUGGAGGGCUGGCUGACCACAGCUAUGAGCGACUUUCCCAAUGAGAUUGUCCGCACCAAGGCAGCGGUGGUGAGUGCAUUUGCCCAGACCCUGCGUCGGUACACCUCUCUGAACCACCUGGCCCAGGCGGCCCGCGCCGUGCUGCAGAACACCUCUCAGAUUAACCAGAUGCUCAGCGACCUCAAUCGUGUCGACUUCGCCAACGUACAGGAGCAGGCGUCGUGGGUGUGUCAGUGUGACGAGAGCGUGGUCCAGCGGCUGGAGCAGGACUUCAAGGUGACCCUGCAGCAGCAGAGCUCUCUGGACCAGUGGGCCGCCUGGCUCGACAACGUGGUCAACCAGGUCCUUAAGCCCCACGAAGGUAGCCCCAGCUUUCCCAGGGCCGCACGACAGUUCCUGCUCAAGUGGUCUUUCUACAGCUCCAUGGUAAUCAGGGACCUGACCCUGCGUAGUGCUGCUAGUUUCGGCUCCUUCCACCUCAUCAGACUGCUCUACGAUGAGUACAUGUUCUACCUGGUGGAGCACCGUGUCGCCCAGGCAACCGGAGAGACGCCCAUCGCUGUCAUGGGAGAGUUCAGUGACCUUAACUCGAUGAUGCUCAUGGACAAAGACCCGUCCUUCUCAGAUGACAUGAGUGACAUAGGCAGUGACGAGGGCCGAGGGCCCAACGAGCCGGCCGUGAAAAGAGAGAGGAUCGAAAUCAACCACUCGCUGCAGGAAAUCUGAGACCGGAUGAGGUGAGGGCCAUAGCCCACUACUCCAGGAGGUCUGCUGCCGCCCUGGGCCCUUCUGGUCCUGUCAGCACACUGCGAGUGGCUACACAGCCAGUGUGUUCAGUGUAUAUAGAGAAGAGUACUAGGCUCAGCCCCUACCCUACCACACCUCCUAGUUAGUGUAGUUAAAGGGGGUGAUCUUUAUCCCAGGGAAAACAAUGUAUGCUCACCAAGGGGGGCUGGUUUGACCUGACAGGGGUAUACAGUUCUAAUUUCUCUUCGUUCACUUGUUCCCGUUUUGCAACUGUGAUUCAGGAUGACUUUGUGCAGUACCGAUGUUGGAUACGUGUAACUUUGAAAGAGUGGUGUGUGUAUCUUAUCCUUUAUUAGCUGUGUAAUUCCAGUGCCUUAGAUAACUCUUUAACCACCACUACUACAGAUGUCUAUCUCCUCCCUCAGCUGUGCCUCUACCGCAGUAUGAAUGUAUUGUUUCAGAACCUCAGACAUUCUAAAGCACCUUUAAACUUGUAGGAGUAUGCUAUACAUGUUGCCUCUGUUGCUACUGGCAGCUCAACCCACAUUGAUGCAACCCACUGACGCGAAGGACUUGUCCCUCUCCCACCAGCGCGGCCACUCUUGGGUAUGUCAGUAGGCCCCUAGUCUCAUAGUUGAUUGGAAGGCAGGGACCUCUUAACACCCUGGCCAUAUGAGAUGAUUAGUUACCUCUUCCUUUUCUAUGCUCUGUUCUUAUGAGGCAACUAUAAAAAAGAGAGCCACUUACUGUUAAUUCUACCAACUCCCCCUUACUCAAGUAACCUUUUCCAUGUAUAUAUCACUUUUCAUUCAAAUGAUAACGAUUCUAUGAUGCCGUUUGGCAGAAACUCAAUUUCAGGAUGCACACAAGUCUCAUUGAUCCAUGACUGUAGAACUUCAGGGUGUUUCUAGAUGUCACGCCCCAGAGUCUAGGACAAGCCAGUUGCCUCUUAUGUUGAUGAGACAUUUAGAUAUGUUUUAAAGACUGAAAGGAGUGUGGUGGAAUGUGUUCAGGAAACCACCAGAUUGUACAUAUAUAUGAUGAUCUACCUUCUUGGUUAACUGGAGGUGUCUGGCAUUCAUUUUGUGGAGCUGUAUGUCUGGGUGAAGUCAAAUUUCUUAAGGGAUGUAAAAUAGUAUGUAUUUAACAAAACGUGAAAGAGCGUUGGACCCCCGAAGCCAAAACCCUUAAAAGGAAACUGUAGUUGCAUCUGUUCAGUUCAACUGAUGCUGUUUGAGUUCAGAUAGGCUCUCCCCUUACCGUUACUCAAAUGGACUCAUUCUAUAUUGAUUGGAAGGAAAUAUUCAGAAUCUCCCAAUCCAUGUUUAUUCAUUCAUAUUGCUUAAUAUGAAAAUGCUAACAGCUUUUGAGUCUGUUGCUCUAAGAUUUUAUUAUAUAGCUGUACAAUGAUACUGUAGGAGGGCUGAUUUGUGCAAAACCAACAAACUGUUCAACUUUAAAAUAUAACUUUCUUAAUAUGGUGUAAAAAAUCUGUGUUCAUCAAUGGCCUUUUGUAUCGCUUGGUCUUUCCCAAUCAUUUAGCACUCCCCAUACUGCACUCGUGUUUUUAAAGGGGGAUGCUCCUUGCUUUGAUUAUUUAGUGGCUGGGACUGAUGUGUGAGGCAAACGAUUGUCUUCUUUUGAUAAUGUGUGUCAUCUGGUCAACACAUCAAUAUUUAACAAACAACGUUGAUAUUUGGGGUGUAAAUGCCCUAUAAAUCGGCAGUCACUUGCCCAUAUUGAGAGAAUCCAUUUCUAUUUAUGAAAAAUUAUAGCUGAUUUAGGGCUGGAGUCAAUCAGUAAUAGUGUGAUUGAAAUGUUUUUGCAUUCGCGGUAAACGGUGCAUAUGUCUGCUCAACCGGAAAUUACAACCGACAUGGAGCGUUUUUCUCAACACUUUUUUGGUUGAGUUUCCCCUGUUCCCCCUCAGAUUUUGUAGUAGCUAUAAGAAUCCAGAGCUUGAGUUAUUGAAGGCUCUUUGUAACCCGUGCCUGUCACAGUACUUUGCCUUUAAGUGCGUUGGAAAGUAAUUUCUGUGUACUUUGUUUCUUGUAAAUCUGUUUUGACUUGGCUGAGGAUAAUUUUUUUAUUGAACUAGAUCUGGUUCUUCUGUAUUUUGAACCCUUAUUUUUAUGUAUUUUUAAACCUGUUCUUGACUACACUUUACCUAGCCUGAGGGCAGACAAGUCUGUAACAAACUGCAUAGUUCAACUGUAUUUUGUACUGGUCAAUGUGUAAUAAAUUGGUAUUAUAACCAUC